GGUCUUAUCUUUGACAAGAGUGGUUUCAAGAAACCACUUCCUGGUUGGUUUGAAGAAACCACCGUCUCCUUCCCUUGAAAAGCGGUUUUUUUUGGGGGGAUUCUGUCCGAAAUUAGGGUUAGGGAUUUGACGAGAUCUACACGAAAUUUGGGAGUUAUUGACCUCUCUCAUCAGUCAUCUCUUAUUAUUACUGUGGACUUGGGAUCUCAACAGAAACUCAAGUUUUUAAAGGAACUCAUUCAUCAAAGAAUUUUGCAAAUAUCGACAUCUCACAGCUGUAUAUAUUCACGUUUUUGCCGUGUAUAGAUUACUCAAGGAGAAAUGAUUAGGCUUUCAUCUUUUCAUCACCAUCGAAGCUAGUUUGUUUUUUCUCUGCUACUUGUUAAAUCUUGGUGCCACUUAUUUUUGCUUUAAUGGGGACAGAGUGUAUAGGUGGUCGGCUAGAUGAAACUGACAUCUUCCCGCCAGUCCCCCCUGGUUUUGAGUCACUUGCAACAUUCACCUUGGAGAAGGUUCAAGGAAAUGCAUCAGGGGUUCAAGAAAAUGCAUCAGGGGUUCAAGAAAACGCAUCAAGGGCAUUGCCUGGCUUUGAGUCUCAAUGUAUUUCUAAUUCUAUACAGGCUUCCGCAGAUUCUGAGGAAAGCACAAGCGAUGAGGGAAGGUUGAAAAAGUCACUUCGGCAUAGACCAUGGGUAAACUACAGCGCGUUUUAUAGUAGCUCAGAAGAUGAAGACUCAGAUAUUGAGUUGAUUGAGCCAGAUACUCCAGCAAUAAAAGAUCUACCAAAAGGGGUAAUUCGUGGUUGUUUGGAAUGUGCAAACUGUCAAAAGGUAACAGCACGCUGGCAUCCAGAAGAUGCUUGCAGGCCUGUCCUUGAUGAAGCACCUGUUUUUUAUCCAACUGAAGAGGAGUUUAAAGACACUUUACAAUUCAUUGCAAGUAUUCGCCCGAUGGCCGAACCAUAUGGUAUCUGCCGUAUCGUUCCUCCUCCAUCUUGGAGCCCACCGUGCCCUCUUAAAGAAGAGGAUGUGUGGGACAAUUCAAAAUUUACCACUCGCAUUCAAAAAGUGCACAAGCUUCAGAACCGUGUUUCUUUCAAGACAAUGAGUAAAAGUCUUAGCUUGACGAAAAGGAAAAGGAGAAAAAUGUUGAAGACUGGGACAGAAUGCCGAAAGAAUGUUGAAGACUGCGAUAUCCAAACAAAUGUAUCUGGAUGUCUCAAUAACACCGAGAGGUUCGGAUUUGAAACUGGUCCAGACUUCACCUUGAAGUCUUUCCAGAACUAUGCAAAUGACUUCAAGGAGCAAUACUUUCGGGCAAAAGAUGGUACACAUUUAGUGUCUGAACAGUCCGAUCUGUUACCUGAGAAGAUUGAAGGUGAAUAUUGGCGGAUUGUUGAACAUCCAACUGAAGAAAUUGAGGUCCUCUAUGGUGCUGAUUUGGAAACUGGAGAUUUCGGAAGUGGCUUUCCUAAAGCAUCAUCUGUUGGUGCUGAUUUAGAGGAUCAAUAUGUGAAAUCUGGUUGGAACUUGAACAACUUCCCUCGUCUUCCAGGUUCUGUUCUUGCAUUUGAAAGUGGAGAGAUUUCUGGUGUCCUAGUGCCUUGGUUGUAUAUAGGAAUGUGCUUCUCAUCAUUUUGUUGGCAUGUAGAAGACCAUCAUCUUUAUUCACUUAAUUACCUACACUGGGGAGCACCAAAAAUGUGGUAUGGGGUCCCAGGAAAAGAUUCUUUAAAGUUGGAAGCUUCUAUGAAGAAACAUCUAGCAGAUCUAUUUGCAGAACAGCCUGAUUUGCUUCAUAAUCUUGUCACUCAAUUUUCACCAUCAUUGCUAAAAAGAGAGGGUGUGCCUGUUUAUCGCUGUGUGCAGAGUGCAGGGGAGUUUGUUUUGACAUUUCCCCGAGCUUAUCAUUCAGGUUUCAAUUGUGGAUUCAAUUGUGCUGAGGCUGUGAAUGUAGCUCCCUUAGAUUGGCUGCCUCACGGUCAGAAUGCUGUAGAGCUUUACCGUGAACAGGUUCGCAAGAUUUCUAUUUCUCAUGACAAGCUACUAUUGGGAGCUGCAAAAGAAGCAGUUAGAGCACAAUGGAAUAUUUCAUUUCUUGGAAAGAAUACUAAUGACAAUUUAAGAUGGAAAGAGGCAUGUGGAGCUGGCAAAAUCCUAACCAUGUCACUUAAGAGUCGUGUUGAAAUGGAACGAGCAAGAAGAGAAAUUCUUGGUUCUUUACAAUCAAGGAAAAUGGAUGCCAGUUUUGAUGUUAACUGUGAAAGAGAGUGCGUUGUGUGUCAUUAUGAUUUGCACCUUUCUGCGGUUGGUUGCAUUUGUUCUCCCGAUAAAUUUGCAUGCUUGAUUCAUGCGAAAGAGCUGUGUUCUUGUGAGUGGAGCACACGGAUUUUCCUUUUUCGAUAUGAGAUCAGUGACUUGAACUCACUAGUGGAUGCUUUAGGAGGAAAGUUGAGUGCAGUACACAGAUGGGGCCUUUCACAUCUUGGACUUAAAUUGAGUUCUGUAGUCAGAGAGAAAACAUCAGAAUCCAAAACGUCUCAAGAAAAAACCCCAGAAUCCAAGCUAUCCUGCGAGAAGUCACCAGAAUCCAAGCCAUUUCGAGAGAAAACCCCAGAAUCCAAGCUGUCCUCCGAGAAAACACCAGAACCCAAGCUAUCCCGAGAGGUAACACCAGAGCCCAAGCAGUCUCCGAGUAGGUUAACUUUGUUUGAAAAUACAUUUCAGAAGGAUAAGGGACCACCAUGUCACAGUAAUCUUGGCGGUGGUUCUAAAAGCAUUUGUUCAUCACAGGAAACCAAGGCAUCCAUCCUGCAAAAAUCUUCCUUCAGAGGUCAAACAGAUAACAAUGUGCUUGAUAGAAAGAAAAAUAUGGCGACUCAUGAGGCUGUCUUAAUAAUAGAUGUUGAUGAACAUGAGAGACCAGUAUCGCUGCCUUCACAUAAAGUAAAGGAAGAAACCGCUGAGAAUUCAGAAACUUUAGCUAGGCUCAAGUCCAUUGAUAAAGUAAUUACCUGCAAUUCACAACUGGAGCGAGUUCUUGUACCACCUGAGACUAACGCAGCUGAUAUUAGUGAAAAUGACAACAAUUUGCAACAUGCAGUUGAAAAAUCUAGCAGUGAAGAAGACUCUAACAAGAAUCCAUCUCAUUCUAAUCGCAAUGUGACAGAUGGAGAAGCCUUGGUUACAGUAAGGCCAUCUUAUCCACCAAGUAUUGAAAGAAAUAUCCGCACACAAAGGGGCCCUCGAGUGGCGAAGGUGGUGAGGAGAAUUAACUGUACUGUUGAGCCCUUGGAAUAUGGUGUUGUCUCAUCAUCAAAGUUGUGGUCGACUAGUCAGGCUAUUUUCCCCAAAGGAUAUAGGAGUCGAGUUAGGUACUUCAGUGUACUAGAUCCAACACAGAUGUGUUAUUAUGUAUCUGAAAUUUUGGAUGCUGGACUGCUCGGACCUCUAUUUAUGGUUAAGGUCGAGAAAUGCCCGAGUGAAGUGUUCAUUCAUGUAUCUGCUACCAAAUGCUGGGAUAUGGUCAGGGAAACGGUGAAUAAGGAAAUUAGGAGGCAUCACGAGUUAGGUAAAGUUAAUGUCCCUACGUUACAGCCUCCAGGGUCCCUUGAUGGUCUUGAAAUGUUUGGUUUAACUUCACCAACAAUUCAUUCAGGCAAUUGAAGCAAUGGAUCGACAUCAUUGCUGUACAGAGUACUGGAGGUCUCGACCACAACCACCGCCCACAAUAGCUUCACCCGUGGAUCACCAGCUUGGAGCAGAUUCGGUAGUUAUAAGAGGACUGCUUAAAAAGGCCAACCCAGAAGAGCUUAGGACCUUGCAUAGGCUGCUGAGCAGUGGAGAUCCCAACUGUAACAAACAGCUUGUUGGUCUCCUUGAAGAUGAGAUUCAGAAGAACUUUUAGGUGGAAAUGUGGGUUCUCUGUACGAGUUUUAAAUUAGGGGCGUGCUCCCAAAUUUUUGUUGCCGCUUCUGGUGCCCGCAUUUUUUCCGGCGUUGGGUUGGGAGUACCUGGCUCGAUGGUAGUAGAACUGGUCUGGCGGCAACAGAGAUGGUAUCUAUGUACGAAAUUUAUUCUUUUUAUUUUAAUAAUAGUCAUAAAUAUUCAACCUGCACAUAUAUAAACAUCAUUGUAGACACAUGCGAGGGUCCAAAUCGCCUCUAACGCAAUAACAUUUUUUAUGGUUUUUCGGGGCUUCUCAACGGAUAGUAAAUGUACCGGAGUUUCGGAAUAUAUUGUUAUCAGGUUUUCCUCUGUUUUC
Messenger RNA from Asparagus officinalis (garden asparagus), 4263 nucleotides. Its product is annotated as lysine-specific demethylase JMJ703. Gene Ontology annotation, cellular component: nucleus. Gene Ontology annotation, biological process: chromatin remodeling. Gene Ontology annotation, molecular function: histone H3K4me/H3K4me2/H3K4me3 demethylase activity. The record is from RefSeq and is a predicted model, not a curated record. The transcript is spliced from 13 exons. Bases 414 to 3665 code for a protein of 1083 amino acids. NCBI's taxonomy places the organism in Eukaryota, Viridiplantae, Streptophyta, Magnoliopsida, Asparagales, Asparagaceae.